GCCGCGCCGCCAUUUUGUCUCUGUCACCGUCCGCGGCGGCGGCGCGGUCGGUUCGUGAGGAGAGGCGGCGGCGGAGCCCGUGUUUGGUGAGGGGGGACUCGGCCAGGAAGGCACCAUGAUAUCGGCCGCACAGCUCCUGGAUGAGCUUAUGGGCCGGGACAGAAACCUGGCCCCGGAUGAGAAGCGCAGCAACGUGCGGUGGGACCAUGAGAGUGUUUGUAAAUACUACCUAUGUGGCUUUUGUCCGGCUGAAUUAUUUACAAACACCCGUUCUGAUCUAGGUCCUUGUGAAAAAAUACAUGAUGAAAAUCUACGUAAACAGUAUGAGAAGAGCUCUCGUUUUAUGAAAGUGGGCUAUGAAAGAGACUUCUUGCGCUAUUUACAGAGCUUACUGGCAGAGGUAGAGCGCAGGAUCCGAAGAGGCCAUGCUCGAUUGGCACUGUCACAGAAUCAACAGUCUUCUGGGGGAGCGGGACCCACUGGUAAAAACGAAGAGAAGAUUCAGGUGUUAACUGACAAAAUUGAUGUACUGCUACAACAGAUUGAAGAAUUAGGUUCAGAAGGGAAGGUGGAAGAGGCACAAGGAAUGAUGAAACUUGUUGAACAGUUAAAGGAAGAGAGAGAAUUGCUGAGGUCUACAACUUCAACAAUUGAGAGCUUUGCAGCCCAAGAAAAACAAAUGGAAGUUUGUGAAGUUUGUGGAGCCUUUUUAAUUGUAGGGGAUGCACAGUCCAGGGUAGAUGACCACUUGAUGGGGAAGCAGCACAUGGGUUAUGCCAAAAUAAAAGCUACAGUAGAAGAUUUAAAAGAGAAGUUAAGAAAAAGAACAGAGGAACCUGACCGUGAUGAAAGGUUAAAAAAAGAGAAACUAGAGCGAGAAGAGCGAGAGAAAGAGAGGGAACGGGAAAGAGAGGAGCGGGAAAGGAAGAGGCGACGGGAGGAAGAAGAAAAGGAAAAAGAGAGGGCUCGUGAUAGAGAGAGACGUAAAAGGAGCCGUUCACGAAGUAGGCAUUCAAGCAGAACAUCUGACAGAAGAUGCAGCCGUUCACGAGACCACAAAAGAUCAAGAAGCAGAGAAAGAAGACGAAGCAGGAGUCGUGACCGAAGAAGAAGCAGAAGUCAUGAUAGAUCAGAAAGAAAGCAUAGGUCUCGCAGCAGGGACAGGAGACGAUCAAAAAGCCGGGAGCGGAAAUCCUACAAGCACAGAAGCAAAAGCAGAGAGAGAGAACAAGACAGGAAGUCAAAAGAAAAAGAAAAGAGGGGAUCUGAUGAUAAAAAAAGUAGUAUGAAGUCCAGUAGUCGAGAAAAACAGAGUGAAGACACAAAUACAGACUCGAAGGAGAGUGAUACUAAGAAUGAGGUCAAUGGGACCAGUGAAGACAUUAAAUCUGAAGUGCAGCGUAAGUAUGCACAGAUGAAGAUGGAACUAAGCCAAGUAAGAAGACAUACUAAAGCACCUUCUGAAGGAAAAGACAGUGUAGUCCUGCAAAACAUUUUGAGGUACAUUGUUUUGUCUCAGCUAUUUUGUAGCAGACUCGUGCCCCCCCAUUAGUGUGCCUCUUUGGGACAUAUUUGUAAUAUAGUCACCAUAGCAAAAUUAAUUUUCCUCUUUUUUUAUUUUUUAGGGAUUUUGUUAUCGGUUUUUUUAAAAAAAAGUUGAACUGUUUUUGUAUUUAAGUCCAUAUUGUGUUGGUACAUCAGCAGAACCUUUUGCUUUAAUACUUUAAUAUCGGAGGCACAUGUUGGACUACUUUGUUCUCAUAUAAACUGCUAGUAUUUCUUUGUCAAGGAUGUUUCUAGUUUUUUUUUUUUUUUUGCUUUAUUGCCUUGCAUUCUAAUGCAGUUUGUUCUGUAACUCGAGAGCCAGUAGCAUUGGAUUGAUGGAAGUGUAGGGUUUAUGAAUUAUUGCAGCUGACUACCAUACCUCACACAGCGUUGGUGUUGUGAGCGGCCCAUGAAAAGCCAAAUUAAAAAUCAAGGAUUCAGUCAAACUAAGCAGGUACUCAUGCCAGGUACUCCUUUCUCUACCCACAUCCAUGUUUGAAUGCUGUUGCCUGUAAUCUUUAAGCUUACUGUUGUGUUGUUUUUUUUUUGAUUUUCAAGAUAGUGAAAAGGACCUUUUGUGUAUUGUGUGAAUACUGUAAAAGCCGAUGUUAACAGAAUGGAAUUUUCUUUCAACUGUGUGUAGGGAUGCAGUGCUGCCCAGAAUUAGAUAUCUUUAAAGAGUUUAAAAUGCAAUAAACACUACAGGUUACUUUCAAUGCAAUGCAAGUCUUUAAGAGGUAUGUGUUUAAUAUUUCCUACUGUGUAGGAGAAGUUGCAGUCAGCCAUAAUACAGAGAGGUAGAAUGGCUGAUAACAGACUUCUAAGGCAAAUUAAAUGCAAAGACAGAUGCCACCACAUGAUUACAAUGUUCAUGGCAAUAAUGUGUGUUGAAAAACUGGUUGCUGGAAGUGAAACAGUUAAACACUAGGAAAUAACAAAUACUGUAUUAAAAGGAAAACUGGAAGUUUUUUCCUCACUCUUGACUUGGCUUUCUUACUGUUACAGAAGGUCUUUAGUUGUAUUCCUCAAAUAAGGAGCUAACAAUGGAGAGUACAGCUGAUAAAUGAGCUUCUUGCCACAUAAUUUGUUACUGUAGCUUUACUAUUUAUGCUAGGAAGUCUUAAACACUUAAUGUCGAUUAUUAAACCAUUAAUGCUACAUUAUUGCUUCUAAAGCCAGUCAUGUUGACAUCUCUGUAGAGUUAAGCUGCCAGCUAACAACUGGGACAGUGUAUAGGAAUAACAACAAAAUGCCCUUAAUGCUGUCUAAUUGUCUGUUUUCCCAAACUUCUGCAUUAUAGGACUACUCCAUGAAGAGUCUGUGAAGACAGAGGAAGACAGCUUAAACUGAAGAUCUGCUUUAAAAUGAGGUGAAAGAAAGCUGUAGUGGCGUAGAAAAAUAAAAAGUUGAGUUAGUAUUUUUAUUUUAUUUUUUUUUUAUAUAUAUAAAAGAUUUAAUUCAGGACUGGUGUUUCCUCCCAGAGAGUUCAGAAAGAUGUGUUGAUAAGAGCACAUAAUGCUACUGAGAAUAUAAGUCCUGUCUCCUUUUUCUUUUCUUUAAGACUUUUUAAGAUAAGAAACCAACAUAACCUGAACACGUGGCUUGCUCAGUGUUUAAUUGCGAGUUUUCAUUCUUGGACUUUAAAACACAAGAAUAAAUGUUUAGUAUUUGUGUGAAUCGAACUAAACCGGAUCCCAUUUUUACAACUAAGCUAUUCCUAGCUUCUUGGUAUACGAGAAAUGGAAAUAAAGUAUCUUUGAAUUUCUGUUACAAAGCCGAUUGUCUCUGUCAUUGGACAUUUAAUAUUAAAUAAGUUUCUUUCCUAAUAAAUCUACUCCUGUCUUCAA
Melopsittacus undulatus (budgerigar) is the source of this 3392-nucleotide messenger RNA. It is a transcript of the gene LUC7L3, whose product is annotated as LUC7 like 3 pre-mRNA splicing factor. The transcript has 11 exons. Gene Ontology annotation, cellular component: U1 snRNP; U2-type prespliceosome. Gene Ontology annotation, molecular function: mRNA binding. The record is from RefSeq and is a predicted model, not a curated record. Gene Ontology annotation, biological process: mRNA splice site recognition. The coding region runs from base 116 to 1552 and encodes 478 amino acids. NCBI's taxonomy places the organism in Eukaryota, Metazoa, Chordata, Aves, Psittaciformes, Psittaculidae.